Molecule: messenger RNA, 648 nt
Organism: Aspergillus aculeatinus CBS 121060
Lineage: Eukaryota; Fungi; Ascomycota; Eurotiomycetes; Eurotiales; Aspergillaceae
Product: putative TFIID and and SAGA complex TAF10 subunit
Exons: 2
Coding region: 1-648 (215 amino acids)
Biological process (GO): transcription initiation at RNA polymerase II promoter
Cellular component (GO): nucleus; SAGA complex; transcription factor TFIID complex
Molecular function (GO): promoter-specific chromatin binding; RNA polymerase II general transcription initiation factor activity
Source: RefSeq, a predicted model, not a curated record
AUGACCAACGCGCCCAGCACCAACGCUAACGCCAACGCCAACGCGACUGCGACCAGCGGCGCCGACGAUGUGGGCAAUCCGGUUCCCGCGCCGACCUCCGUGGACGCACUCGCCGCCGCCGCCGCGCCGUCUAAGAAGGAGACCAGUCUCCGGGAGUUUCUAGGGAAGAUGGAUGAAUAUGCACCUAUUAUUCCCGACGCCGUAACAGCACACUACCUCACGCUGGCGGGCCUCCCACCCCCCGGCAACGGCCCCAACCAGACCCCGCCGCACCUCGCGCGCCUCCUCGCCCUCGCCACCCAGAAGUUCAUCGCCGAUAUCGCGGCGGACUCGUACCAGUACGCUCGCAUCCGCGCGUCCAACAGCUCCUCCGCCAACAACCCGAUGGGCAGUUUGAACGCCGCCUCGGGGUUGGGCAUGCCCGGUGGUGCCGGGGGUGUCGGGUCGACAGGCGCGGCGACGGGCCCGUCGGGUGGAGAGGCAGGCAAGGGGAAGGCGGGCACACAUCUGGGCAUCCAGAGGCCCGGAUUCGGCGGUGGAGGGUCCGGAGGUUCGGGUCAAGGUCGGACGGUGCUCACCAUGGAGGAUUUGGGCAUGGCGGUUGCGGAGUAUGGGGUUAGCGUUAAGAGGGGGGAGUUCUAUCGGUGA